AUGACGAUCCAUAAACAUAAUCCAUGGGAGGAAGACACCAGCAUCUCAGCCCUGGUAUCUCUACCCUCGAGGGAUCUGUCUCUGUUCGCUCGUGCUUCCGGCCCGGCUCGUCGUCCCGGCGACCCCGUAGCCAUCCUCUUCACGGGCGCAGGCGGACCUCUUGCAAUUUAUGUCAAGGUUGAACAACAUCUGUGUACGUUUGUCAGGACGCUCUUCUACGAUAGGGCAGGCUAUGACCUUAGCACGCUACCCUCCAAUGUCGAGACUUUGACGGCCGAAGACGGGGCCAGGGACCUCGAUGCGCUCCUCGACAAAAUCGGCGUGCAUCCACCGUAUCUUCUCAUCGGACAUUCAUACGGGGGAAUCCCACUGCGAGAGUUCCUGCACCAUCAACUGAUCAAAUAUCGCCCAGCGAGAGCUACAGAUGUCAUUUCUGGAGCCGUGCUAUAUGACACCGGCAGCGAGCUAGAAUGGGCAUUGUUCCCGCGCAUACCGAGUGCCGACCUUGUCACUGUGUCUCAGGACGUGGACUGGGAGAAGCUCACAAAUCUCAGGGCCGAAUCUGGCAUGACCGACGAGGAAUGGAAUGCUGCGAUCCAAGCGAGUAUGCGGACAAUAAAGGGCAUUAGGAGGGAAGACACCCAUGCGAGUGCAAGGACGUUGGCAGAGAAGCUGCAGUUGGAAAAGCACCCCUAUGAUGGGGGGAUCUUGGCCGUGAUCAGGUGUAAUUCAGCGAGAGACUACGAAAAGAUGUAUGACGAGGGGGUGAGGUUGGGGGGUGGGACGCAGCAGGAGCGCCGCGGAGCGAGGCAGUUUAUCGAGGAGUGGAAAAUGUUUAACUAUCAGAUGGUGAAGGCACAGGUUGAUCUGGUUGGGAGCACCAUCAACGGCGGCAUCUUGUUCAGGGAGCUGAUGGACUGGGGGCAUGACAGUCCCUUGAGGAAGCCUGAAUUAGUGGGUGACGCUGUGCGAUGGGUUCUUGCAGAGCUGAAGGGAAAGGGGAUCGUAACAGUCGGCCCUGCACCUCUGAGAUGA
Molecule: messenger RNA, 1035 nt
Organism: Fonsecaea erecta
Lineage: Eukaryota; Fungi; Ascomycota; Eurotiomycetes; Chaetothyriales; Herpotrichiellaceae
Exons: 1
Coding region: 1-1035 (344 amino acids)
Source: RefSeq, a predicted model, not a curated record